This is a messenger RNA of Moneuplotes crassus, 1186 nucleotides long. The record is from the annotation of a GenBank genome assembly. NCBI's taxonomy places the organism in Eukaryota, Ciliophora, Spirotrichea, Euplotida, Euplotidae.
UCAACUAAUCCUUGAAUGGGUCCAAAAACACGGCAAAACGAACAUCACCGACCUCGGAGUGAUCCUCCAGCGUAAGAACUCCCAAAUCUGGGAACGGUACCACCAAUUCCUGAACCCCAACAAUAGUAAGCUCCCCUUCAGCACAGAGGAAGAGAUCAAGCUGAUGCAGGCUUUCAGGCUGAACAACAGGAAGUUCUCCAAGACAGCUGUAAUGUUCCAUGAUCGGUCCAGGUUUAGCUGUAAAUACCACUUUUAUAAAAUCAUUAGAAGAGAACUACCCGAGCUCAAGAGACAUGAUAAGUAUAAAGACCUACUGGUUAAAGAAGCUAUGGUCUGGGACUGUGGUUCUGUUAAGAAAUUAAGAAAAUGGCCUAUAGAUGUCAUGCAGAAUAUCUGUGAUGUUAUUGCACAAAGACUAGACGAUCCACAUUAUGUACCUCCUAAGCCACUUGUUGAAGAGAAAGCCAAAUCACCAGUUAAAUUGACUGCUACUAGUCCCAAAAAGAUAGUUAAAACAGAUAGUCCAAAGAAAGAGACACCAGUGACAUUGAAAUCAGAGAUUAUAAAGAUUCUAUCGAAUGAAAACAAAAUGUUGAAAAUGAAAGGAAAGAGUCUUGAUCAAGAAUGAGAAUCAAAAAUGAUCAGAGAUCUUGAACUCUGGGUCAAAGGACGCGAAUUUAGUGAAAAAGGAAUAACUAAAUGGAGAGGCCGGUUUAAAUUUAGAAAUACUCCAGCCACUGCAAUUGAUAUCUCUGAGGGAGUAGAGACUUCUCCAACCAUUGCUGAUUCAGAUUUUGUGGACUUAAAACAAGAAGAUGAAGACUUAUACAUUUUUGAGGAGAAAGAGGAUACAAAAAUCCAAGAUCCAAAUCCCUCCCCAUUUUCAAGUCUUAAAAUUGCACAGAUCUGUAAGGAUUCCUGCAGCAUAGUUCAUCCAUACGAAUGGACCGUCGAUGAAGAGGUUCAACUAUGCAAAGCAAUGGAUAAGAUAUGAGGAAUGAAACUCAACACAGAGAUAUCUCAGAAGAACCUAGAAAAACUCGAAAAGAUCUUUCCUGGACGAAAAUCCUCUGAAAUCCUUAACCACUUCAGUAUGGUUAUCCUUAGAUGUAUCUGAUAUGCCAGUGAGAAAGCUUAGAACCUCACUAAAUAACCUAUUAAUAUAAUUUACCACCAAAUCCAAAUC